AGGUCUUUGGAUCCAGAAAAGGAAAACUACAAUUUUUAUGUGCCUGUUUGGAGAGCGGAGUACUUAAGAGACGACACUUACAAACAUCUGGUUGCACUGGUCUGUAUGGACAUUAUAACAGCCCUGCCGACGAUCGUUCUGAUUGCGCUAGUUAUUUUUGCCUUGGCAACGAGGCGUCGACUGCGAAACAACUCCACCAUACUUCUUGCUUCCUUAGCUGGAGCAGAUUUAUUGACAGGGAUUGUUGUUCUACCGUUUGCCUUCGCAAUAGACCUGAAGCGACUCCUUGGUUUUGACUCAUUCUGUUCGCUAGAAAAGGCAUUUACUGUGACAUUAGCGAUGGUAACUUGCGCUUCGAUCAGUCACCUAGUCAUGAUCAGCAUAGAUCGCUACAUAGCAAUCAAAUAUCCCUUGAGGUACCAGGAAAUUGUCACAGAGACGCGAAUAUUAAUCAGUAUUGUUCUAGCUUGGGGUUUCACGUUAUUGGUGACAAUCAGUGAACUUGUUCUGGCUCUAAUAGACAGUGACAGCGUCUACUCUAUAUAUUCACACGUGAACACCAUAAUACAAAUUGCUAUCGGUACUCUUUCCAUUGUUGUUAUUUCUUUGUCUUACGGUUACAUUUACUCAGAAACUCGACGACAGGUUAAACGACUCAAAGCCGAACAACUGCCUCAAGAAGAAGUCCAAAGAAUCAAAAAUAACAGAACGGCAGCCACUACUCUGGCGAUCAUUCUGAUUGCUUUAGUAGCCACUCAUUUACCAACAAUAGUAGUGACUGCUCUUUCAAGUAGCACUGCGGCACCGCCGCGUUUUAUCUGUAUCAUUUGGAGCUGGGUAGGAGGCACUUGCGUGUUAGGUCCCCUGUGCAACCCCAUUAUUUACUGUUGGAGAAUGAAAAAUCUACGGCGCGCAUUUCUCAAGAUACUACAUUUAAGACAACCUGAAAACACUCUGCCAGAAAUAGAAGUGAGAGAAACUGAACGCCAUCAACCUAGACCCAGUACAAACCAGGCCUUCCCUCUGCCCGCAAUCGGGCAACCCGUCUUGCUAUCAGUUCGUCAUCUGCAAGCCGAUUAA
Porites evermanni is the source of this 1080-nucleotide messenger RNA. The record is from the annotation of a GenBank genome assembly. NCBI's taxonomy places the organism in Eukaryota, Metazoa, Cnidaria, Anthozoa, Scleractinia, Poritidae.